CACUACAGUCUGACCAUAUACUUCAAAAGGUGGAGAAUAAAGAAUAGUUUUGACUAAUAUUAUUGGUUUUGUGUUGUGCAAUAUCUAUUAGAUAUUUGAUAUUGGUAUGCAAAUUAUUGUUAAUAUCAACUAAAUAUUGCAAUGCAAACUAUAAAUUAUUAAUUGUAUCAAAAUCAUAAAUUAUUGAUACAUUCUUACUAAUUUGAUAUGAACUUAUUAUAAAUGUUAGUCAACUUUCUUAAUGACUAGUUGGAAAAUUGCUUUUGCGGGCUGACCCACAACCCAACCGCACCAAUCCGCCACCCACCCAACCCAACCCGCAGAGGUAUGUGGGUGGAUUGCGGGUCACAAUUAUUCCAACUCGCUAGUAUGCGGGUGGGUCAAUUUGAGACCAAAACCCACCCAACCCGCCCAUUGCCCACCCGUAGUUAAUACCCUCGUUUGGCCCAAAGUAUAGCCUUAAUGACAGUUUUGGCCCCGUUUUCCAGAUAAGACAUUUAUGGCCCACUUUUGACAUUAUUGAACAAAUUUGGUAUGUGGGACGAGUUGACUGUCAGAAUUGACGGUCAUCCAUUUUCUCCGUCGCUGACUCAGCAUUCGACGCUGACGCGACUUGUCCACGUCAUUUAUUAUUAUUUUCUUUUUUAUGAACAUGUCCACGUCAUUAUGUUUUUUUAUUUUAUAUUUUUUUAACAAAACAAAAAGGGAAAGGUAGACAAGAGGUACACCAUACACUUGCCAUUUCCCUUUCCUUCGACCUUCUUCCUCCCUGCGAAACCCCACUGUUCGCAUCCCCUUCCCCGAAACCUAAUCCGACCCAAAUCAGAGUGCAUGGCACUCGAUUCUUCUCUUCGUCGGCCCGAUCCUUGACCUUCAGUCCUUAUUACCUUACUUUCCCUUCAUCAUCGCCUCGUCACCCAGCCCGAUCGAGACAUCGCUGAUUAUAAUCUAGUGCGCGGGCGGCCGACCCUUUUUUGGCUGCGCCAUGUUUCUUUUCUCUUCUUUGCCGGUACGAGCAUCUUAUCUUCAUGGCGGCGCGAUUCGUUUCGUCUUCCGCGAGCGAUAAACGAAAGUCCCCUGUCCUGUCUUUUUCUUGUGGGACCAGUCGAGCAAGGGGCCACCACAGAUGCAAAAUUAGCUAUUGAGCUGAAGCAUUUAUCAUUCUCAAUGUUAUUUUCUACACUUCAUCUUAUUGGAAUUGAAUUUGGGAAAGUGUAGAAGUGAAUAAACAAUGUCCCUUUUUGUUUCUUUUCUGUUUAGUGAUUUUGAGAAUUUGGUAAAGAAUAAUUAAUUGCUUGGUUGUAUGUGUUUGUGUUUUGUAAGUCACGUGGAGGCAAUAAACAAGGAUUUUUUGGAACACUAGAUGACCCAUUUGUUGCCGAAUUUUGCAGGAUGAGUAUCGAAUUGGUAUUUCAUCAUGGGGGAAUGAUGGAUACAACUACUAUGGUAUCGAUAUAUGUUGCGGGGUUGUCGACCGAGUUCAUUUGCUUGUUGAUCACAUGUCAUAUUUUGAGCUGGUGAGUACAUUGAUCGAGGAUUUAGAGUAUUCGUCAGUGGAAAGGGUGUGGUAUUUGACUGCGGGACAAAGUAAGGAACAUGGGCUGCACGAGAUACGCACUGAUGCCAACAUGUUUAAUGGCCUAAUUGUGGAUGCCGAGCUAGGAGAGGUGUCCUUGUUUUUUGAAGCAACUAAGUUCAUUCAUGAGAUGGGAGACAACUAUGGGUAUAGCAAGGAGGUUGAAGAUGAGGAGGGUGACAACUCUUUCGUAGCCAAGUUCUUCCGGAUAGAUCAAGACGAGGCUCAAACGUCGGAUGAGGAAGACCAAGAAAUUCGGGCCCGUUAUCGUCGCAUGCUACAGAGGUCUAGGCUCGAAGAGACUAGAUCCGAGGAAGAAUUUGAUCUGUGGUUUGUAGACCCCAAUGAGGUGAACGAGCCUGUUCAACCUAGUGUGAAUGUCGAUGAAGAGGCCAUCGAGGAACAAGGAGAGGAGGUUCAACAAAGUGGUGGUAUGGGUGAUGAUGAAGCUCAAGGUUCUGAAGCAACAGUCUAUAGGGGUUCUGAAAACUCAGAUCAUGUUCGUGGCAACAUUGGCGAGGAAGAUGAAGUGUCCAUGAUCGACAAUGUCGUAUAUAUGAUCCCAACUGUGAUCAUAAGACAUUGUCGAUCACUACACAUAUGAGGUUUGCUAGUCCACAACAGUUUAAAGAGGCUGUUACAAAACAUUCCAUUGAAAUUGGUGCUGUAAUACAGUGGAUACGCAGUAAGGAUGAAGCUAGGAUGUGUACUAGUUGGCCAUCUUCAGCUCACAAACAUGAGGUGCAGAUACAUGGGAAAUGGUAUGUUGUUGAUUUGUAGACUUCUACCUACACAUGUGGAUAUUGGGGACUUUAUGGCAUUCCUUGCUGCCACGCUGUUUCAGCCAUUCGUUCUAUGAGAUUUCGUCCUGAGGCAUAUGUGUGAUAUUCGGCUUUAAUAUAUCGGAUUCUUGGAC
Molecule: messenger RNA, 2492 nt
Organism: Linum trigynum
Lineage: Eukaryota; Viridiplantae; Streptophyta; Magnoliopsida; Malpighiales; Linaceae
Source: the annotation of a GenBank genome assembly